Messenger RNA from Apis laboriosa (Himalayan honeybee), 1530 nucleotides. Its product is annotated as pickpocket protein 19-like. Gene Ontology annotation, molecular function: ligand-gated sodium channel activity. Bases 19 to 1530 code for a protein of 503 amino acids. Gene Ontology annotation, biological process: sodium ion transmembrane transport. Lineage: Eukaryota; Metazoa; Arthropoda; Insecta; Hymenoptera; Apidae. The record is from RefSeq and is a predicted model, not a curated record. Gene Ontology annotation, cellular component: membrane. The transcript is spliced from 8 exons.
UUGCUAUAAAAAAGAACAAUGACGAAAAAAUCGGUGACAAAAACACUUGAAACGACAUUGGAAAAAAGCGAGUAUUUCUGCGAGAAUGAAAUAUUGCCGGAUCUUCAAGCACGCCGGAGAAUCACAUCGAGGAAAGAAAAGUCGGCGUAUCCAACUAUGAUUGGCCUGCCAUCUAUCAAUCCAAAAUCCGUAGCAGGAAAAUAUUUCGUGAAAUUCGCGAGUUCCGGAACGUUACACGGUUUGAAUCAUUUGGUCGCGCCAAAUAAACAUCCCUUUGAGAGAUUCUUAAUAUUGUUUUUCGUUGUCGGAGCUCUGGUGUGUUUAAUCGUUUUGUCGAGUAUUUUCUGGGAUCGUUAUCAGAAUAACGCCACGGUUAUCGUAAUGGAUAACAAUAAAGAUUCGUUUAAAAUUCCACGGUGGUCUCUAUUCGUUUGCAUGGCUCAAACUAUAGAUCCAAUGAAAAUGACGGAUGUGUUUAAAAAAUACGAUAUUAAAGACACACCAGAGGCGAGAGAGUUCUUCACCUUUCUCGGUACCGUCACUUACGAAAAUAUGAUGGAAAUACCUAUUUACGACAAAGUACCAGCGAACAAGUGGCUAGAGAUUCUUUAUGAUUUGAAGCAAGAUAUAGGCUCGAAUCUUUUGUCAGAGAAACCUUUUGAUCCUUACGAGACUUGGAUGGUGACAGAAAAAGGAUUGUGUCUCGUGUCAAGAAACGUGUUUGCAAUCUAUGCUACGUUGAACUAUUGGAAAAAUGAUAAUUGGACCACGAUUCCUAUACCUGAUGAUCUUCAGAAUUACGAUACGUCCAUCGAUACUUUAAUAGAAAAUUUUAAUAUACCUUUCGAUGCUACGUUCACCGUGUCUGAUCCUUUCGAAUUGAUAACGUACGACAUUUCUAUGAUACGGACACAUGCGAAGAAAAUUUACAGAAAUAUGAUAUUUGCGUCACAGAUUCAGACGAAACCGAAUGUUCAAGAGCUCUCUAUUCGUCAAAGAAAAUGUAAAUUUUUCGGCGAUGGCGGUUUAAAAACAUGGCCAGUUUAUACAAAAAAUAUGUGCAUCAUAGAAUGCAGAAUGAAAAUAAUACAAGAUAAUUGCAAUUGCCGUCCCCAUUUUGCCAGGCCCAUUGAUGGUGUAAACACGUGCAAUGCAACGCAACUUCGUUGCAUCGGUAAUAUAAGAAAGAAGCUUUUUCUAUACGAAUAUCCUUUUUUUUGCAAGUGCAUUCCAAACUGUGAUAUCGUUUCCUAUCAAAUCAAAAAUAUCGAAGAGACUAACAUAGAACAAAUGGAAAUAAAAACAAACGCAAUAACUAUGAUUACUGAACUUCCACAAAUCAUUUAUUACAGAUCACUAUUAUAUGGCUUUACUGAUUUAUUAACUAGUAUUGGAGGAGCAGCAGGAUUAUUUCUGGGAGCUAGUGUUUUAUCCUUUGUUGAAAUAUUCUACUAUGGUACUGUUCAUUUAUUUUUCUAUAUAAAAGAAAAUAGAUGGAAAUCCAAAAAGACAACCAAAAUGUCUAAUUAA